AUGGGGGGUACUUGUUUUUUUGUAUCGAUUUUUACAGAAAGCUGUCAGGGACCGCAUGAGAAGCGACUGCUGAACCACCUGCUCUCCACGUACAACACUUUGGAGCGACCGGUGGCCAAUGAAUCGGAGCCUUUGGAGGUGAAAUUCGGACUGACACUGCAGCAGAUCAUCGAUGUGGACGAGAAGAAUCAGCUUCUCAUAACGAAUCUUUGGCUUUCGUUGGAGUGGAACGACUACAAUCUGCGCUGGAAUGAGACGGAAUAUGGCGGGGUCAAGGACCUGCGAAUCACACCCAACAAGCUGUGGAAGCCCGACGUCCUCAUGUACAACAGCGCGGAUGAGGGAUUCGAUGGCACGUAUCACACCAACAUUGUGGUCAAACAUAACGGCAGUUGUCUGUACGUGCCCCCUGGUAUCUUCAAGAGCACAUGCAAGAUAGACAUCACGUGGUUCCCAUUCGAUGACCAACAUUGCGAAAUGAAAUUCGGUAGUUGGACUUACGAUGGAAAUCAGUUGGAUUUGGUUUUGAAUUCCGAAGAUGGAGGGGAUCUUUCCGAUUUCAUAACAAAUGGCGAGUGGUACUUGCUUGCCAUGCCGGGAAAGAAGAAUACGAUAGUCUACGCCUGCUGCCCAGAACCAUAUGUCGAUAUCACCUUUACUAUACAAAUUCGCCGCCGUACAUUAUAUUUUUUCAAUUUAAUUGUGCCAUGCGUGCUAAUCUCAUCGAUGGCCCUCUUGGGCUUCACCUUGCCGCCGGACUCGGGCGAGAAGCUGACCCUGGGCGUAACUAUACUACUAUCAUUAACAGUAUUUCUAAACCUUGUCGCCGAGUCCAUGCCGACAACGUCGGACGCUGUUCCUCUUAUAGGCACCUACUUCAACUGCAUCAUGUUCAUGGUCGCAUCGUCGGUGGUGCUGACAGUUGUGGUGCUCAACUACCAUCAUCGCACAGCGGACAUCCACGAGAUGCCACCGUGGAUCAAAUCCGUUUUCCUACAAUGGCUGCCCUGGAUCUUGCGGAUGGGGCGACCCGGCCGCAAGAUCACACGCAAAACAAUACUACUAAGCAAUCGCAUGAAGGAGUUGGAGCUGAAGGAGCGCUCCUCCAAGUCCCUGCUAGCCAAUGUCCUCGACAUCGACGAUGACUUUCGGCACACAAUAUCGGGCUCCCAGACGGCCAUCGGUUCGUCGGCUAGCUUUGGCCGGCCCACAACGGUGGAGGAGCACCACACGGCCAUCGGCUGCAAUCACAAAGAUCUUCACUUAAUUCUCAAAGAAUUGCAAUUUAUUACGGCGCGCAUGCGCAAAGCUGACGACGAAGCGGAAUUGAUUAGCGAUUGGAAGUUCGCGGCAAUGGUUGUGGAUAGGUUUUGUUUAAUUGUUUUCACGCUCUUUACGAUUAUUGCAACGGUAACCGUGCUGCUCUCGGCUCCGCACAUAAUCGUGCAAUAAGGACGCUCGAAUUAGACAAUUAAGCUACAGGAUACGGAAACGCCCACGCGCACACACACACGGAGUGUGUGCCGCUGCGGCUGCGGGAGGAUGCCUAGUUAAGUUCUUUUUCAAAAACCAAAAACUAGCGAAGCUGCUUCGAUACAAAGCAAAAAAUACAAAAGAAAAAAACAAACCAAAAGGAUAAUACAAA
This is a messenger RNA of Drosophila serrata, 1645 nucleotides long. It is a transcript of the gene nAChRalpha6, whose product is annotated as nicotinic acetylcholine receptor alpha6. Gene Ontology annotation, biological process: monoatomic ion transmembrane transport. Gene Ontology annotation, cellular component: postsynaptic membrane. The record is from RefSeq and is a predicted model, not a curated record. Gene Ontology annotation, molecular function: acetylcholine-gated monoatomic cation-selective channel activity; transmembrane signaling receptor activity. NCBI's taxonomy places the organism in Eukaryota, Metazoa, Arthropoda, Insecta, Diptera, Drosophilidae.